This is a messenger RNA of Paramecium tetraurelia, 1149 nucleotides long. RefSeq lists its product as uncharacterized. The record is from RefSeq and is a predicted model, not a curated record. Lineage: Eukaryota; Ciliophora; Oligohymenophorea; Peniculida; Parameciidae. The transcript has 3 exons.
AUGCAAAGCUCCAAGGUUCAAGUCACCUUCGGUUCUGAAACCUUAUAUUACAAAUUGACUGACGAUCCUGAUGAUUUCAUUUAUGCUGUUUGCACUACAUUUAAAAUCAAACAGUUCGACGCAAAGUAUCGAUUAUUUUCAUAAUAGAGUAGAUUGGAAAUAAACAAAAAUUAGGUAUAAAUUUUCGAAUUUCGAAAUCCCAAUUUAAUAAAGAAGGAUGUCAUGUUUAAGAUAUAAUAAUCGGGAUGCAAGUCCAUUGAAAUUAUUGAAUUUAAUGAUAAAUAAAAUCAAUUUUUUGAAGCAUUUGUUAGGGGGAAUACAAUUGAAUGUUGCACCAGAUUAGAUUGCAAAUUAUGCUUGGGAACUGGAAAAGCAAUCAUUAAAGAAAGCGAUUAGCCAUUCAUAAAUGAAGUUGUUAAGAACAAACUAAACGAAAGACUACCGGAUAUUAGUUAGAUAAUUCAAAGAAGAGACUAGACAAAAAUCACUUCUCCAGAAGAUUUUUUGAAAUACCAUAAUAGUAUCAAAAAGUGUCUUAAGCAAGAAUAUUUAACAAUAACACCUGAUAUGAUAGUUAUUCAAAAUAUCUAAGAGAGCGAUGUUAUUUAGCAGGAUGAUAGAUACAAUCAUAAAUACAAAGUAAAAAUAAUUGAAAAGUCUAAUUUUGAAGGGGAAGUAGGAGGUGAGGCUGUAAUGCAAUUAAGGUAUAUGAAUGAUGGAUUUCAUAAUUGGCCUUAAAAAGUGUAAUUGGUUUGCAAUGAAGGCCCGUUUUAGAUCAGAUAGGAUAUCAAAUCAGCAAUUAAAUAGUAGACAAUAAACUAAGAAAUAAAAAUCCACAUUCCCGAUAUCCCGUAGAAUUAGUACGAGUUCUAAUGUAGAUUUGAAUAUCAAAAUGAGCAUAAUGAAAGGAUUCAAUUUGGACCAGUCAUAAAGUUAAAGUUAAUUGUGAAAGACAGGAAUGGAAAAUCAACCAAACAUUACAAUUUUGAUGAGCUAAAUAGAAAAUUAAUCCCUGAAAUUAAGAGUCAACUAGUUUAAAUGGGAUAUUUGAAUGAAAUUAAUAUAAAUAGGAUAGAAGCCAUACUCUAAAAAUCAACAUAUAGAAUGCUAACUUUAGAGGGGUUUAUGAAUGAGUUUUUUUUGGAAUGA